Messenger RNA from Cuculus canorus (common cuckoo), 1155 nucleotides. RefSeq names its product tRNA-yW synthesizing protein 5 (gene TYW5). Gene Ontology annotation, biological process: wybutosine biosynthetic process. The record is from RefSeq and is a predicted model, not a curated record. NCBI's taxonomy places the organism in Eukaryota, Metazoa, Chordata, Aves, Cuculiformes, Cuculidae. The transcript has 8 exons. Gene Ontology annotation, molecular function: tRNA binding; 2-oxoglutarate-dependent dioxygenase activity.
AGCAGACACCGCUUCCGGCGGCGGCAGCAGCCCUCCCCGGGCCCCCCCGCCCACCUGCUUGGCGCCGCGCGUGAACUCCUCGACGCUGAACUCUCGGUCGAAGUAGAGGCGGAUGAGGAGAUGGCAGAAGCGGAGAAAGCCGGUGGUGCUGCAAGGACUGGAACUGGGCGCCUGCAUGACCAAAUGGACGGUGGAUUACUUGAGCCAAGUGGAGGGGUCUAAAGAAGUGAAGAUUCACGUUUCUGCGGUGCCGCAGAUGGAUUUCAUCAGUAAGAACUUUGUGUAUAGAACUCUGCCUUUUGAUGUAUUUGUACGAAGAGCGGCUGAAGUCAAACACAAGGAGUACUUUUCUUUCUGAGGUAAUUUCCUUAGAGUCCCAGUUUCUUCUGAUGAAAAGUACUAUUUACGAUCAGUGGGUGAAGAUGCUAGGAAGGAUAUUGCAGAUAUCAGAAAGCAGUUUCCUAUUUUGGCAGAAGAUGUUCUGAUUCCAGAAUAUUUUGAGAAGGAACGUUUUUUCUCUAGUGUCUUCCGUAUCAGCUCAGCUGGAUUACAAUUAUGGACACAUUAUGAUGUAAUGGACAAUUUCUUAAUCCAAGUAACAGGGAGAAAACGAAUUGUCUUAUAUAGUCCUCAAGAUGCGCUGUAUUUAUAUUUAUCAGGUACUAAAUCAGAGGUGCUGGAUGUGGAUAACCCAGACUUGGAGAAAUAUCCCCUUUUUGUGAAAGCCAAGCGCUAUGAAUGUUUUCUGAAAGCAGGAGAUGUGUUAUUUAUUCCAGCUUUAUGGUUCCAUAAUGUACUUUCUGAGGAAUUUGGAGUGGCACUGAAUGUUUUCUGGAAGCACCUUCCUGCUGAGUCCUAUGAUAAGAGUGACACUUACGGAAAUAAAGAUCCCACAGCAGCCUCUAGAGCUAUACAGAUCUUGGACAGGGCCUUGAAAACACUUGAAGAACUGCCUGAGGAAUAUAGGGAUUUUUAUGCUCGGAGAAUGGUGUUACGCAUCCAAGAAAAAGCCUAUAGAAACGAUUAUGGAUAAAAUAACACAUUGUAAUUUCACAGCAAGCUCCUUUGAAAGCAGAGGAUUGUCUGUUAAUAUGGAAGCUUUCUGUGUGUACAUACAUACACUUUCUGUGAGACCAAUAAAAACUAUGUUGAUAA